ACUUUCAGGCGCUUGCGUCUGGUGGAAUGUCAAAUUCAGGAAAAAAAAACAAUCCCUUUUGUGUGUAUCGGGCAGGUAUGUUUAUUUUUGUGAAAAAGUGAUCUUCUGACCAUGGUAGGGCGCAAAAAGAAUGAUGAAUUUGAUAGAUUGAACUACCAACUGCAGAGAUUUGAUAAGAAAGUAAAGGCUUGGUGCCCAAUUUGCCAGAAACUUCUGGCCAACACCUCGGCUAAGCGUUUGAGGAGCCAUCGGAAUAAAUGCAAACUAGGAGGUGAUGAACAGAAUUCACACGGAAAUAUUGACUGCGAAGAUGAUAUAGAUCAGAAAGUUUUCAACAAAACACCAAAAUUCCAAGUCAUCAAUCUCCCGGCUUACACGAAUGCGUCUCACAGUGACGGGGACCACGUAGAGGAAGGGGAAGCAGGAAAACGAGAGGAAUUUGGUGAGUCAAUUGCUGUAGCCGGAUCCGCUAGGAAGCGUCAUAUGCCACCUCCGCGGAAAGUCUCCACAGACGACAGUUCAUCCAGCUCUUCGAGUGACUCAGAACCAUCCCCAAAGAGACUUACUUCACUGAUGCUGUCACCCAAGCAACUCAGAAAAUUGUCCAAGGAGAAGAAGAAGAAAAAGAAGAAGUCUGCGGAUCUCACUGGACUGGAAAUUACAGAGAUCACACGAUCUCUGGCAGACUUUAUCUUUGAGUGCAACUUAUCAUUCAAUGUUGUGGAAUCUGAGGCUUUUAGGACCUUCGUGAGAAGCUUAGAGCCUGGGUAUGAGAAGAAAAUACCCACAAGGCGAGCUCUGUCGUCAACCCUCCUCGAUGAUGCAUACAACAGGUGCAUCGAGAGGAGUGCUUGCAGUUCAGAGAGCAUUUUAUUCGUCUACAGCUGCCGGAACUUCCUCACGAAAGCCAAAAGCAUCAUGUGCACAUUGAGCAGUGUUGAGGGAGGAAGUGCCUUCGUUGACACACAGGAUUUUAAGGAGGACACUGAAACAGGUGACAAAUUGAUGGAGAUUGUGUGCGAGGCGACUGUUAAAGCUAACACUCUGUACGGCACCAAUAUCUACUGCCUGAUGACAGACAACAGCCGGGAGAUGGGUCAAUUGGGAGAAGCUGUGAAUGUGUGGCAUUGUGUCUGUUCCAGUCAUGUGGCCAAUCAAUUGGCUGACUCUUUGCUUCAGCCAGAGUUCACGGAAAAAGUCGUGGAAAUCGUUCGGGAAUUCAAGACGCCACAAUUGGAAACUCGAAUCAUUGCAAAUGGUGGCCGGAGGCUGGAAAUACCGCGCGAGGGUCGCUGUGGUUCCACCAGGCUCACGUACGAGUGCCUGAGGGACAAUUUGGCUCAUAUGAAGAUGAUUGCAGCUGAGGCCACAUGGACACCGGCCAGAGGACGUCACAGUAACUGGCAGAGGGCUACAACGCUCCUCUUCGAUGAGGCUUUCGUGCAGGAACUGGAAGCCAAUGUGACGGUGCUGGAGGCCAUUGGAGAGGUGCUGAGUGUGUGUCAGAAAAGACAGAGUUCAAUUGCAGAUUCAGUGGAUGCAUGGUUAACACUGGGCGAGAAAUUUCCUGCCAAUUCACCUCACAUGGCUGCCAUAUUCAAUCACCAUCGCGAAGUGGUGUUCAACAAAUAUGCCCUGGCAGCUUUUAUGCUUCAUCCAUUUCACGAUAAGCAACGCCUUGCUCAGGAGCAUGCAUCAAGUGCUCAUCAUUUUUUGCUGGAAGAACUGAAUGCCGAUGGACUGCAACAGCUCUAUGACUUUCAGCAUCAAAGGGGUCUCUUUCGUGUCCUCUACUCAAAGGGCCUAAAGUCAACAGAUGCCCUUCUGUUCUGGAAUCUCGCACGGAUGGACUAUCCUGUGCUGGCUAAUAUGGCCACUCGUCUCUUGCGUAUUCCUGCCUCAGCCGCUAAAAUCGUCACUGCUUUUGGACAAAGCGGCGACAGUCAGAGGAUACCUGUCCGAAAUCGCCUGACACCAGACAAAACGCGCAAACUUAUGCAUAUCCUCUAUGCAGCGAAACUCAACAAGGGACGUGCUCGAGAGGACGAUGAUGAUGCCGGAGAGGACAUUGAGGAUAACUGAGUUAGGGACUUCUCUGUGUUUCUAAUUUUACUCCACACUGAACAAACACAAGUCCCAGACGGAGUUUGCAAAUAAGGAGAAGGAUGAGAUCACAUAAGAUCUUAUCAGAAGCCCUCCUUCUAUUUUUAAUGUAUUUCUAUGAAUGUAAAGAAACAAUAAAUAUUUCCCAAAAGUUCAA
Molecule: messenger RNA, 2260 nt
Organism: Phlebotomus papatasi
Lineage: Eukaryota; Metazoa; Arthropoda; Insecta; Diptera; Psychodidae
Exons: 5
Coding region: 112-2082 (656 amino acids)
Molecular function (GO): protein dimerization activity
Source: RefSeq, a predicted model, not a curated record